AUGGAGGGGCUCAGAUCCAGGGUAGAAGGAAUGGGUGACCCCAGCUGUGAUGUCCUGGUGCCUCUGGGGGACUCACCCUGGCCACGGGGUUUGUCCCAGAUCAUCGUGUUCCUGUGCUACGGGGCCCGGCUGAACAAGUGGGUGCUGCAGACCUACCACCCCGAGUACAUGAAGAGCCCCCUGGUCUAUCACCCCGGGCACCGCGCCCGCGCCUGGCGCUUCCUCACCUACAUGUUCAUGCACGUGGGGCUGGAGCAGCUGGGGUUCAACGCCCUCCUGCAGCUGAUGAUCGGGGUGCCCCUGGAGAUGGUGCACGGCAUCCUGCGCAUCAGCUUCCUCUACCUGGCCGGGGUCCUGGCAGGCUCCCUCACCGUCUCCAUCACGGACAUGAGGGCGCCCCUGGUAGGGGGCUCGGGGGGGGUCUACGCCCUCUGCUCUGCUCACCUUGCCAACGUCGUCAUGGUCAGCCAGGGGACAAGGGGACACGGGGGGGACAGGGGGGAUGGCUUUGGCCUGGCCAAGAUACCCCUGAGAUGA
This is a messenger RNA of Zonotrichia albicollis (white-throated sparrow), 537 nucleotides long. The record is from RefSeq and is a predicted model, not a curated record. NCBI's taxonomy places the organism in Eukaryota, Metazoa, Chordata, Aves, Passeriformes, Passerellidae.